Messenger RNA from Cuscuta campestris, 1743 nucleotides. The record is from the annotation of a GenBank genome assembly. Lineage: Eukaryota; Viridiplantae; Streptophyta; Magnoliopsida; Solanales; Convolvulaceae.
CAAUCAUUUUGGAAUUUUUGAAAUUCACACAAGGAAAAAAAAGUGUAAAUUUGAAUUGAAACAACACUUUUACAAAGAAAUUGGAGAAAAAAAAUUUUGACAAAUAUAGAGUUACCAAUUGAUGAAGAAGAAGAUGAAAUUGAAGAAAUUGGAGCUUGAAGAAGACUGCCCACCCUCGACCACAGCCGUCGCCGGAGCUACUGCCGCCGCUGCCAUCGUCGAACGUCGGCCACCAUAGCAGCGGCCAAGCCGCUGCUUUAUUCCCGUCGAUGUUCCCCCCGUGUUGAUAGUGGUAGCCACUCCAAUUUAUAGAGCAAGCAUUCUUCCGUUGAUAUCUUCCCGUUGGCGAUUAAUUGUUGCGAAUUUUACGGAGGAACGUUGGAGCGUUGAAGAAAUUGGUUCGAUUCUCUCUGCGGUGAAGCGGUGAAGAAGAAGUCGCGUACUUCUCUUCUUUUCUCUUUCUUGUGCGAAUCAGGAAAUUACAAAAGUCAAAAGUGGACAAAGACAAUGGGACCGAGGUAGUAUAUACAGAGGACGGACUAAUAAAGAGUUGAGGUGGUACGUACGGUGCAGGCAACUGCAAGCUGCCACCGCGCACAUACGUACCCCCCGGGCCAGGCCAUUAAAGAGUUAAUUAAAACGAUCGACGGGCGGCGUACGCAGAAGAGAGAGAGCAGAAUUGGCAAAUGGCGGCGGCGGCGGAGGAUCAGUGGUAGUGGGGAAGGUGGUGGAGUGCGAUUACUUUGAGGGGAGUUGGGUUGAGGACCGGAUUGGCUAUCCUCUCUACAAUUCAUCCAUGUGCUCCUUCAUCGAGCAUGAAUUCAACUGCCUCAGAAAUGGCCGCCCCGACCACUCUUAUCUUGGCUAUAGAUGGCAGCCCCGUCACUGUUCCCUCACCAGAUUUAAUGGGCGAGAUUUCCUGGAGAAGUUUAGAGGGAAAAGCAUUAUGUUUGUGGGUGAUUCUUUGAGUCGAAAUCAAUGGCAGUCACUGACCUGCCUCCUCUACACUUCUCUAACACCACCUAUGUCCAGUUACAACCAAACCAGGGUUGGUGAUGUCUCCACAUUCACGUUCAAGGAGUACGAUGUGAAAGUGAUGUUGGACCGCACAGUUUAUUUGGUGGAUGUAGUGAGAGAAGAGAAGGGUAGAAUCUUGAAAUUGGACUCCAUUGAGGGAGGGAAGAUAUGGUCUGGAAUUGAUAUGCUCAUCUUCAACACAUGGCAUUGGUGGAACCGCAGAGGAAUUUCUCAGCCGUGGGAUUACAUAAAAGUUGGAGACCAUUAUUAUCGAGACAUGGAUCGCAUGGUUGCUUUUGAGAAGGCAUUGAACACAUGGGCCAAUUGGGUGGAUGAAAACAUCAAUCCUUCAAAAACAAUGGUUUUUUUCCAAGGAAUUUCCCCAUCGCAUUACAAUGGCACAGACUGGGAUGAAUCGGGCGCCAAUAGUUGCAUAGGGCAGAAAGAACCACUAAGUGGAUCCAAAUAUCCUGGGGCUUUGCCGCCUGCGUUAACAGUGCUGAAGAAGGUGCUAGGAAAAAUACAAAAGCCAGUUACAUUGCUUGAUGUUACAAACUUAUCGUUGCUGCGAAAAGAUGGCCACCCUUCAAUCUAUGGGUUAACUGGAAUGGAUUGUAGCCAUUGGUGUCUCGCUGGAGUUCCUGAUAUUUGGAAUGAAAUUCUAUACAACAUUAUUAUUUGAUAUUGUUUUUCUUAUAUGGAUGACAACAAAGAAUUGGAUUUGUC